This is a messenger RNA of Aspergillus saccharolyticus JOP 1030-1, 1728 nucleotides long. RefSeq names its product pepsin-like aspartic protease. Gene Ontology annotation, biological process: proteolysis. NCBI's taxonomy places the organism in Eukaryota, Fungi, Ascomycota, Eurotiomycetes, Eurotiales, Aspergillaceae. The record is from RefSeq and is a predicted model, not a curated record. Gene Ontology annotation, molecular function: aspartic-type endopeptidase activity. The coding region runs from base 74 to 1570 and encodes 498 amino acids. The transcript has 3 exons.
AGCGUUCUUUGCAAUUUCCCUCGAUCCUCCGUCAGAAGGCCCUCUUUGCGCAUUUCGCGGGCAUUCAUUCACGAUGCGCGGCGCUGUUCUCUUCCCGGUUCUAGGGCUUGCUGCUGCCCCAUAUGUGGAGGCCCUCCACCUCCACAGGCGUGAUGUUCCUGCCAUCGUUCAGAUCCCCUUUGAGCGCAAACAGGUCACUCAACCCCUACGGAAACGAGACUCAACGGUGGACGUGACGAUCAAUAACCAGGCCGACGUCUACUAUAGUAUCAACCUCACUAUCGGAACGCCGCCACAAAAGGUGGUUCUCACCCUGGACACCGGCAGCAGUGAUACUUGGGUGAACUCUGCAAACUCGAGCCAAUGUUCCGCAAAGAACAGUCCCUGCAAACCUUACGGGGUUUAUGACUCUAGCGCCUCCUCAUCCUACAAGGAACUCAGCACUUUUAUGAAUGACACCUAUGGUGAUGGAAGCAACGCGUAUGGUCACUACGCGACCGAUAAUGUCACAGUCGGCGGAACGACCAUCAAGUCGAUGCAAUUUGCGGUCGCCGAGGAAUCCAGCGUUGUCCGUGGAAUCGCUGGUGUUGGAUAUCCCAUUUCGACGUACCAAGCCCAGGCCGAUGGCAGGUCGUACGCCACUCUGCCCCAAGCGCUGGUCGACAGUGGCGCCAUCAACUCCCUCGCCUAUAGUCUGUGGUUGGACAGCGAGGACUCCAGCACGGGUUCGAUUCUGUUUGGAGGCGUCAACCAGGCUAAGUACCUGGGCGACCUGCAAACCCUGCCGAUCGUGCCCCGCGAUGGCCAGUAUGUGUCGUUGGCUAUUGCUCUGACCGAAGUGUCCGUGGAGAAGUCGGGAGCCAGCUCCAAGAAGUACACCACGAGCCUUCCCCUGUCUUGCAGCCUGGACACUGGAACGACCAUGACGGCGCUUCCGGAGGAUCUGGUCAACGAGAUCUACAAACAGCUCGAUGCGAGCUACGAUAGCGACACCGAAACCGCGUCGAUUUCCUGCGACGCGGCGAAAAAAGACUACAACGUGACUUACAGUUUCUCCGGCGCGACCGUCACCGUGCCGAUCAGUGAGCUGGUGCUGCCUUACGCCGCGUCGGCCGAUGACGAAAGCGACUGUGUCUUCGGCAUUGUCCCCAGCCAGACGGGGUUGAACCUUUUGGGCGACACCUUCCUCCGCAGCGCCUAUGUGGUUUAUGAUAUGGCGAACAAUGAGAUCUCGCUGGCGAACACGAACUUUUCGCCGGGUCCAGACGAUAUUCUGGAGAUUGGCACGGGCACCACCGCCGUGCCAGGAGCGACGCUGGUCCCGUCUGCGGUGUCCUCUGCGACUGGCAACGGUGUGGAGCCCACUGGCUCGGCUGCCGGCUCUAUUCCCACAGCCCUGGUCUCGGGAACGACCCUCACCAAGGGGAGUGGAAGCCAGGCUACCGCAACAGGGACUGCAGCGUCUGCUCAAAGCACUUCGUCCGAGGGUGGUGCAGCCACUCUCCCUACGAGCAGCUCGGGGCGUCUUCUCUCGGGUCUUGCGGGUGUGGGGCUGCUUCUGGCUCUGUAGACUUCUGUCCAUACAUUCAGAGUCUAAAUUUGCCUAAUGUUGCAUUAUUGCGUUGCUCUUCCUAUCCUAUCAUGUCAGGACUCGUCCAGGGGUCCCCUGGCAGUCACACCCACUAAGGUACUAUAUUUAAUCCACCCCGUAAUAUCACUGAUACGAAC